Messenger RNA from Melanotaenia boesemani (Boeseman's rainbowfish), 1734 nucleotides. RefSeq names its product parapinopsin a (gene parapinopsina). The record is from RefSeq and is a predicted model, not a curated record. Bases 314 to 1354 code for a protein of 346 amino acids. Gene Ontology annotation, cellular component: membrane; photoreceptor outer segment. Gene Ontology annotation, biological process: visual perception; G protein-coupled receptor signaling pathway. Lineage: Eukaryota; Metazoa; Chordata; Actinopteri; Atheriniformes; Melanotaeniidae. The transcript has 5 exons. Gene Ontology annotation, molecular function: G protein-coupled receptor activity.
UAUUAAAGUGAUCCGGUCUCUCUGUCUUCUCUCAAGUUGUUCCAGAGCAUCCAACAUGUAGCUCCAACAGAGCAGAAGGUUUUUAGUUAUGAUUCUUCUCAUUCUUAUUCUUUUAAAUUAGGCACCAGCCUGUUGUCAAUCUCUGCUACUGUAUUAACCAGUGGACGUUUUGGGACCAUUGAUGGACUGCUAAUACUUUUUUCUUUGUUUUUUAAUUGUUUGUUUUGUUUUACCAGAGAGCAGUUUGUGGAAUCAUCAAACCUUCUGGCUUUUACACACUUCAUUUGACCCCACUUAAUCAACACACAGCAGAAUGGAGUGUGUUAGACUUCAUGGAAACUCCUCAUCUAACAGCUCAGCCCAUUCAGAGCUCCUUUCCCGGAGGGGUUACACAAUACUGGCCAUUAUCAUGGGUGUGUUUUCCAUGGUGGGGAUUAUUCUCAAUGUCCUGGUAAUUGUGGUGACAGCCAGACACAGAAAACUAAGGCAGCCACUCAGCUACGCCCUGGUUAACCUUGCUGUAUGUGAUCUGGGCUGUGCUGUGUUUGGAGGCCUGCCCACCACACUGAACAGCACCAUGGGAUACUUCAGCCUAGGACGUUUUGGUUGUGUGUUAGGGGGCUUUGCUGUUGCCUUUUUUGGUAUAGCAGGUCUGUGCACAAUAGCGAUCAUUUCUGUUGAACGCUACAUCAUAGUGUGUUAUCCCAUGGGCGCUGUCCUCUUCCAGACAAGGCAUGCCGUUGCAGGAGUGGUUCUGUCCUGGGUCUGGUCAUUUGUGUGGAACACCCCACCUCUGUUUGGAUGGGGUAGUUUUGAGUUAGAGGGUGUUAAAAUUUCCUGUGCUCCAGACUGGUACAGCCGUGACAUUGGGAACAUGUCCUACAUCAUCAUUUACUUCUCCCUGUGCUUUGCUGUGCCCUUCUUCACCAUCAUGGUGUCUUACUCACGACUUUUAUGGACUCUCCGCCAGGUCACUAAGCUGCAGGUAUCUGAAGACAGAAGCACUUAUCGUGUAGAGAUGCAGGUUGCACGCAUGGUGGUGGUGAUGGUAUUGGCCUUCUUGGUUACCUGGUUGCCUUAUGCUGCAAUGGCCCUUGCUGUCAUCAUGGACUCCAGCCUUUAUGUGGACCCUGUUAUUGCUACCAUACCUGUUUAUUUUGCUAAAAGCAGCACCGUCUACAACCCCAUUAUAUAUAUUUUCAUGAAUAGACAGUUUCGAAGCUAUGCUGUUUCUACUCUUCUGUGUGGAUGGAAACAAUGGCCCUCAGAACCACAAAUAUCUGAGGGGGACAACACCGGCAUUUCACUUAACAAGAGCAAAAAAGUCUCAGUGAAAGAAGCUUUAAAAGAAUGAAUGUGAAUACAAAUAUUCAUGUCUCAUUUGUGAGGCAGCUCAAGCUUGUCUGAUCUACUUUAAAACAUCAGCCAACCUCUGCAAAAGACUGCAAGGGCAAAAGACUUUCACAAAUCCAAACAAAAAUUUUCAUCCCGAUUUAGAUGCCAGAAAUGAAGAAAUGCUUGGUGACAGCCUUUUAAAAAAACUACAUGUGGAUUUAUGUGGAUUGCAGGUUGCAGGUUUUUCUCAGUAGAAAAUUUUACUGUAACUUCAGCAGGUUACUUAUUUUACAUGCAUCUACAUAUCCUGUCUUUUAAACUGUGAGCAUAUAACAUGCUGAAUAGUCCCUCUCCUUUUUAGCCUGGAGCCAGAUGGCAUUUUACUUCUUUUGAUUAGUC